UUGCUUCCGCCCAGCCUUAGGACGAACUGGCUUCUUUUACACGUGUGUCGUUGUGAUGCCCCUGCGCUGGAAACUUGCUGUAUUUGUAAAAUAAUUUUUAAGGGUUUUUUUUAAUCGAAAGCGCAAUGGGUGACGUAGAAGAGUCCGCAGUGGCGCAGAAUCAGCUUGAAUCGGUGCUUAGUGACUUAUAUGACUUUGGUGAUGAUCUUGGAUCCCGCGGGAAGAAGAAAAGAAAAACUGUGCCUGAAAGUCAAACAGGACAAGCUUUGCCAAAGGCAGAUGGUGUUGAAACUGUCGGUGACUCUGUGGAAGAUCGUUUACUCUCUACACCGUCAUCUAAAGGCAAAAAGAAGAGUGCGUCCCUGUUUUUUAAAGCCCUUAAGGAUGAACUGAGCGGCCAGUCUAAAGUUGCGGAUCCGUUACCUAUGCAAUCUCAUAAUGGACCUGUCAGUGAGCAAGAAGAUGGUGUUGAAGUUGUGAUCUUCAAUAGCCGAAGAAAUAAGAAGAAAACUAAAACAGAAGCAGAGCAGCAGAAUGUUUCUGAGGAGAACUUGGAGGAUAGAGGAGAAAGCCAGCAAAUGUUUAAUUUUGAAAAGGCGCGUUUGGAAGUUCACAAGUUUGGGAUCACUGGAUACAAGAAGGAAAAGCAAAGAACGUUUGAAAAAGAAAGAGCAAUUAUGUUGGGAGCUAAGCCACCAAAAAGGGAAUAUUUAAAUUACAAAGUGUACCAAGAGAAGAUCAAAGAGAAAAGAGCAGCAAAGCAAGAAGAGAGCAUGAAGGAAAAGGGAUUGGAGUCUAAGAAAAGACACAGACAAGGCCAAGGAGAGAGGAAGUCUAAAAAACACAGACAGCCAGGAGGAAUCGUUCCAACUGGCCAUGUCGGGAAGUUUAAAAAUGGUGCAUUGAUUUUAAGCGGCAAAGAUAUAAAGAUGAUUAAGCAAUCCAAGGUCAUAAAGUAACGUUUAGCACGUGGCGACCCACCUCCACAGGAACAAUUUUAUCACGUGCCGUAUGGUAUGUAGACUUAGUGAUGGUCUUGGUACAGUUGUUGGGCUACCGUGCAUAGCUAAAAGCUGCUGUGUUAUCAGUACAAGGACCGUAAACCAUCUGACUGACCAAGCUGGAAGUCAUUUCAAGAAAAGAAAAGGAUCCAUUGGAGGAUGCAAACCUCAAAUUGGGCUGUAGAUUUUUGGACCUCCGCUGUCUGAUACCUGACUUUUUAAUCCAGUCUAUUACAACCAGAUGCAUAAAUAAAAACUGUGACAAAA
Spea bombifrons (plains spadefoot toad) is the source of this 1268-nucleotide messenger RNA. It is a transcript of the gene FSAF1, whose product is annotated as chromosome 3 C1orf131 homolog. The transcript has 7 exons. Lineage: Eukaryota; Metazoa; Chordata; Amphibia; Anura; Pelobatidae. Bases 126 to 959 code for a protein of 277 amino acids. The record is from RefSeq and is a predicted model, not a curated record.